CGUCACUUGUUGGAAAAUGGCGCUCAAAACUUCGGCGGACACGAGUUAUAGCUUAAAAGUAGUACUACAUGGUUUGAUAUCGUUUCACUAUCAAUUAGAGGGAAACAAAGUCAUCAUUAACUAAAUCCAAAACAAACUAAAAACAAGAAACAGUUUCUUUUGAAUAAAAUGGCUGAUUUGCUGGGUUCUGCUGCCUGCUUAGACUCACUUAAGGAGGAUAUUUUUGAUUUGCAAGCAAUUAUUAGUGAAUACAGUUCUCGUCUUGGUCCUCUCAGUUACCCAUCUUGGAAGUUCCCAAGUCAACAAGCUGGAGAUAUAGACAUUGAAAAGCUAUUGGUUCAUUAUUUAAAUUUUACGAGCAUAUCUGAUGAAAACCAGUUGGAAGCUAAACAAAUUGCUCAUAUUGCUUUUUAUGAUUUGCUCAUUGACAGAAUGGUCUAUCUUCUUCAUGUUUCAAAUGAAUUUAGUAAAAGUCUUUUGAAAAUGUUAACAAAAGGAAAGAACAUAUUACUCUUAAAUAACUCAAAUUUAGAAGCUGGCAACAAUUCUGUAGGACUUGUUGCUCGUCAGACCUGGCUUUUGCAUGAAUUCCUGCAGAAAACUUUACUUCAGAUUUUGGAUGAGUUAAAAAAUAGAAAAAAGCAGCAUGUUACUGAACACCCUGAAACCAGCACUUGUAAAUCAGCACCAAAUAUUUCACAUUCUUCUUCAUCUCGCAAGCCUAUGUCACCUGAUGGAAGUCUCUACAGUGUCAUGUCAAAAGAUGUGUGUUUCAAGUCAACUCAAACAGUUGAGACUGCCUUUGUGCCAUGUGAGUCAUGUUCCGUCAUUCAGAGAAGUUUCAAAAGAUCUGCAUUCGCCAUUUUCAAGACAUGCCAAAAAUUGAAUUUGCCAUCUAAUAUCAACAAGUUAAUAAUAAAGCCAGAUAUAGAUGAUUCCUGGAUGUCAUUCAACGAAAUCUCAAAGUAUAGUCAUGAACAGGACAAAGACCUCAGUGUUAUCUGCCGACAGAUCGAAACAUUAGUGACUGAAACUGAGCACCUGAAAACGGAAAUGGCAUUGGUGGAAAAGAAAAACAAAUCUUUGGAGAACCAUCAGAAAGCAACCGAGAAAAAACUGGCCUCAGAGAAGGAGACAAAUGUUGUCCUUCAAAAGCAACACCAGACCAAACUCAAAGAAAUCUGUGAUGAGAAGGGGAAACUGCAAUUCCAGAUAAAAUUAAUAGGAAAUCAGCUUGAAAUAUGCCGUGAGAAUCUGAAAAAAGAACAAAAGAACACAGAAGACUUCAAGUUGGUGAAAGCUCAGUUGACUGAAGAAUUGGAGAAAGUGACAGAAGUUACUCAAGAUAGAGAGAAAUUUCAGGAAAAAGUGAAUCAACUGAGAUUAGAAAACACUGAAUGUAGUGAAAAACUUGCUGAAUCAGCUAAAGAAUUAGCAUUAACACAAGCGAAGUGUAAGAGUAUAGUGAAACAUAGUGAGUCAAUGCAAAAGAAACAAGAUUCAUUGUUGGAACGAGUUGAACAAUUAAGUGAAGAAAAUUCAACUCUACAUGACCAGUUAGCAGAUCUGCAGGAUGACAUUGAUGAAAACCUGGAGAAAUAUGAUGAAUUACUUCAAGAGAAAAUAUAUUUACAGCAACGGUUGAAGGAUGAAGAGAGCAAACAACAGCAGGUAAUGGAUGAAAAAAAUGAAAAUGAGAAAUUGCUCACAGCAGUCAGAUCAAAAGUUGAAGAAAUUAGUAAAGAACUGAAAAAGACUCAGGAGCGAGAAACCCUUUUAGUGCAAUAUCCUGACUUAAAUGGCCCUGUUUUGGAUGAUAAUUUAUACAGUGGUCAUCUUGAAAAGGACAUGGCCCUCCAGUUGAAGUCCAAUAUAGUUCGUAUCGAACUUUUAGAGAAGCAAAACCUGGUUUUAAGGAAUACCUUAGAGAAGAUUUGUAUUGAUCCCAUUAUCUUACAAAAUGUUGCUAAGUUGCAACCAAUUCCUUUGUGGAAUAUUGAGAAAUUCGCAAGCAAUGGAGAAGGAAGCUAUCAUAAGCAGACCAUUGGUGGCCAAAGUAUAACACAUACUCAACAUAACCAGCAACAAUACAUUCAGCAGAGCAGAGAGAAAUAUUCUCAUAUGAUAAAUAAAGAAGAGGAUGAACGAGCUAUGGCAAAAGCUCUGUAUGAGAUUGGGAUGAGUGACCAUUAUAACCUGAUGUCAAAACCAACUGGUAAAAAUAAACAAGCAGCAGCUAGAUGCCAGUCUUCAGAUGCCAACAGAUCACAACAAUCUCAGCAGUUACCACCAACAACAACAAGAUCAUCUGGCAGCAUCCAAACAUAUAAAGUUUUGAAGCAGUUAGGUAAAAUGCACCAUGGAAAUUCAAGACCAAAGACUACAGAGACAUCUGCCACAAUAAAAACAUUACUUACGAAACCGCCUCCACGUAAUGCGUAUGUAUGUAAACACUGUGAUAAAUUAUACUUACUGGAAAGAGAACUGUCAAUUCAUUAUCUUUAUUGUAAAGGCUGAGUAGCAAACAACUGGAGAUACUGUUAUCCUGUCACAGAUCAUUUAUGUUGAUGUCUAAUUAUCUAAACUCUCAUGAACAUUGUGUUUUUUCAGCAUAGAAGACUAAGGGAGAUAAUUCUUUAACUGGCAAUAUUUUCUUAAAACAUGAACUUUCAAUAAAUUAUAAAAUUCUUUUAUUAAAUAAAUAAUAAAAUAAUGAUUA
This is a messenger RNA of Octopus bimaculoides (California two-spot octopus), 2719 nucleotides long. Its product is annotated as coiled-coil domain-containing protein 157. Lineage: Eukaryota; Metazoa; Mollusca; Cephalopoda; Octopoda; Octopodidae. The record is from RefSeq and is a predicted model, not a curated record.